This is a messenger RNA of Chinchilla lanigera (long-tailed chinchilla), 2188 nucleotides long. It is a transcript of the gene F11, whose product is annotated as coagulation factor XI. Gene Ontology annotation, molecular function: protein binding; serine-type endopeptidase activity. Gene Ontology annotation, cellular component: extracellular region. The record is from RefSeq and is a predicted model, not a curated record. Bases 142 to 2019 code for a protein of 625 amino acids. The transcript is spliced from 15 exons. Gene Ontology annotation, biological process: proteolysis. Lineage: Eukaryota; Metazoa; Chordata; Mammalia; Rodentia; Chinchillidae.
CUCAUGUUGGCCAGGCAGGCGCUGUGCUGCUGAGCUCCAUUCCCAGCCUGACAAACUUCUUUAGAAAAGAAUGAAGACCAUCCUGUAAGAAGACAAACUUGCUUACUGAGAAUUGCAGCAAAUAAGCAAGGUAUUUUCAGGAUGUCCUUACUAUGUCUAAUGGUGUGUUUCAUUUUGUGUGCCUCAGCUUCUGGCGAAUGUGUGACUAAACUAUUCAAAGACACCAGCUUUGAAGGAGGAGACAUUGAUACAGUUUUCACCCCAAGUGCCAAAUACUGCCAGGUGGUCUGUACCUACCACCCAAGGUGUUUGCUCUUCACUUUUAUGGCUGAAUCAUCAUCUGCAGAUCCUAGCAAAUGGUUUACUUGCAUCCUGAAAGACAGCGUCACGGAAACAUUGCCAAAGGUGAAUAUGACAGGAGCAAUUUCUGGAUAUUCUUUCAAGCAGUGCCCACACCAAUUAAGUGCUUGCAGCAGAGAUGUUUACGCAGGCCUAGACAUGAAAGGCCUGAACUACAACGGCUCUGCCGCGAGGAGUGUUCAGGAAUGUCAGGAGAGGUGCACAAAUGACAUCCACUGUCACUUUUUCACGUACGCAACGGGAUAUUUUCCCAGCUCAGAGCAUCGGAACUUUUGUCUAUUGAAGCACACCAAAACAGGAACACCAACCAGUAUAACGAAGCUUAAUCAUGUGGCAUCUGGAUUUUCACUGAAACCCUGUGCGCUUUCUGAGCUGGCUUGUAUUAGGGACAUUUUCCCUGAUACGGUGUUUGCAGACAGUAAUAUCGACAGCGUUUUGGCUCCAGAUGCUUUUGUCUGUCGCCGCAUUUGUACUCAUCAUCCCGGAUGUUUGUUUUUUACCUUCUUUUCCCAAGAAUGGCCAAAGGAAUCUCAAAGAAAUCUUUGCCUCCUGAAAACAUCCGAAAGUGGGUUACCAGCUAUCCGCAUUCAAAAGCACAAAGCCCUCUCUGGCUUCAGUCUACAAAACUGCAGGCACAGCAUCCCCGUAUUCUGUCACUCUUCUUUUUACCGUGACACCGAUUUCCUGGGAGAGGAACUGGACAUUGCUGAUGUGAAAGGCCAUGAAGACUGCCAGAAAAUGUGCACCAAUGCUAUCCGCUGUCAGUUUUUUACCUAUUUGCCGCCUCAAGAAUCUUGCAAUGAAAGGAAAGGCAAAUGUUACUUAAAACUUUCUUCAAAUGGAUCUCCAACUAAAAUACUUCAUGGGAGAGGAAGCAUCUCUGGAUAUACAUUAAGGUUAUGUAAAAUGGAUAACGUAUGCACGACCAAAAUCAAGCCCAGAAUUGUUGGAGGAACUGAGUCUGUUCAUGGCGAGUGGCCAUGGCAGGUAACUCUGCAAACCACGGCACCCUUCCGGCGACACCUGUGCGGGGGGUCCAUCAUCCGGAGCCAGUGGGUCCUGACCGCCGCUCACUGUUUCGAUGGGGUAGAAUCAUCUAAAAUUCUGCGUAUUUAUGGUGGCAUUGUAAAUCAAUCUGAAAUAAAUGAGGAUACUCCUUUCUUUGGGGUACAAGAAAUAAUAAUUCAUGAUCAAUACAAAGUGGCAGAAAGUGGGUAUGACAUAGCCUUGCUGAAACUGGAAACAACCAUGAAUUACACAGAUUCUCAACGACCCAUAUGCCUACCUUCCAAAGGAGAUAGAAAUGUGAUCUACAAUAACUGCUGGGUGACGGGAUGGGGAUACACAAAGUUAAGAGACAAGAUACAAAACACUCUCCAGAAAGCCAAGAUACCCUUGGUGUCAAAUGAAGAAUGCCAGACAAGAUACAGAAGACAUAGAAUAACCAACAAGAUGAUUUGCGCAGGCUACAGGGAAGGAGGGAAGGAUGCCUGCAAGGGAGAUUCUGGGGGUCCCCUGUCCUGUAAGCACAAUGAGGUCUGGCAUCUGGUGGGCAUCACGAGCUGGGGUGAAGGUUGUGGUCAGAGAGAACGGCCGGGCAUUUACACCAACGUGGUUAAGUAUGUGGAUUGGAUUUUGGAGAAAACUCAAUCAGUGUGAAAGGAGUCCUAGGUCCACUUGACCCCUGACAGACAAACCAGAUCGUUCCCUGGAAGAGGGCUCUGAUUUCACUGAAGAAAACACGGCGAUGUUAUGUUUCCUCCAUUACGAAUUGCAUGGGCCUGAUGUUCUAAGACAAUAUUUAAAAACUGUGUUUUGAAAACUCCCA